AGUGACCCUAGACUGGUCCUGUCCUCUUGCGGCGACGGCAGCGACGGGCUCUUGUCACGUGAUCUAAAAAACAAACGUCGUCUGGUUUCGUUUCAAUUCCCUUAUCGCCCGUGUUUAAAAGCCUCCCUCUUCAUUUCGGGCGACCUUGUUCGCCCUACUCAUAGUCUGAAAUUUACGCAAGCUUCCGGACGGUCUAGUAUUUUAAACUCUAUCUAGUCGUAGUCAUGGCAGCUCUCAGGUGCGUCGUGCAGAGUGCUGUGCGAGGUGCAUCUUGCUUCAGCCGCGGAGUUUCCAAGUCGUGCCUUCAUCGCAGUUUGAAAUUUUCGCGAUCUUUCGGAGUCAGUGCAGCGAAUCACACUGAAAGGAGAUUCUCUGAAAAACACGAGUGGGUCACCGUGGAGGGAAAAAUAGGAACCGUUGGCAUUUCCCAGCAUGCUCAGGAAGCCCUCGGUGAUGUGGUCUACGUCCAGCCACCAGAUGUUGACCUUGAUCUGAACCAACAUGAUGAGUGCGGUGCCAUUGAGAGUGUGAAGGCAGCCAGCGAGAUCUACACACCUGUGUCUGGCAAGGUUACCGAAGUCAACAAGGCAUUGGAGGACAAACCUGCUCUCGUGAACAGCUCGUGCUAUGAUGAAGGUUGGAUCUUCAAACUGGAGCUAAAAAAUCCUGAUGAGCUGAAAUCUCUCAUGGAUGAAAAGGCCUACGAAGAGUUCCUGAAAUCCAGUGGUCACUGAGCUGACCAACACGACGUGCCAAGCUAUGUCACAAUGCAUUGUAAUGGAAUAUACAGGCUAGUCAUGUAUCGUCACAGGCCACAGUGUAGAAAGAAGAUACAGCAAGACGAAGUAAAAGUAGGAAUACACUGCUCAAGUUUUUUUUACAUUUUAUUCCUGUUCUGGUUGUGUAUCGUCCUUACCGAGAGUGCCUCACUAAAAAGAAGGGUCCAUAAAAUAAAUUUGAUAAAAACCAU
This is a messenger RNA of Ixodes scapularis (black-legged tick), 970 nucleotides long. RefSeq names its product glycine cleavage system H protein, mitochondrial (gene ppl). Gene Ontology annotation, biological process: protein lipoylation; glycine decarboxylation via glycine cleavage system. NCBI's taxonomy places the organism in Eukaryota, Metazoa, Arthropoda, Arachnida, Ixodida, Ixodidae. Gene Ontology annotation, cellular component: mitochondrion; cytoplasm; glycine cleavage complex. The record is from RefSeq and is a predicted model, not a curated record. The transcript has 5 exons. Bases 225 to 734 code for a protein of 169 amino acids.